UGACAGUUGACAGAUUGCAAACACAAAUGUCGCUAAAUACUAAAAUAGUUUUCUUUUUUUAAUUUUAUGAAAACGGACUAAAAAUUUGGAAUUUGUGACGUUAAAAUAUAUAAAACUGAUCUAUUUCUAGUUACAAAAAUGGAUAAUAAAUACGAGACAGUUGUCCUCAAGUAUACCAUUCAUAAAUAUUCAAGUUAUUCUGCCAAUUAUUUACCUGAAAAUAUAAUGGUGAAUGACCCACCUGACCAGAUGUCAAGAUGGUUUACAGAUAGUACUACUCCAUCACAGUUCAUAAUGCUGAAACUAGAAGCGCCAGCAAUUGUAGAGAGCAUAAUGUUUGGAAAGUAUAUCAAAGGACAUGUUAGUGAUCUAAAAAAGUUUCAAAUAUUUGGUGGCACAGAUGAGAAUAAUUUGUCAUUGUUAUUAACUGCUGGCUUGAAAAUGGAUUAUGUAGCAGAAACUUUCAAACUUAGGCACAGGACGUCAGAUGGACUAUACUUGCCUGUUAAAUAUAUAAAAAUUGUGCCUCUCCAAUCAUGGGGCCCUGCAUAUAAUUACACCAUAUGGUAUGUAGAACUGCAAGGGAAAAACCAUGAGGAUUUGAUCAAUUCUGCCAUGGAUACCAUUAAUUUGCGCAAAGAAGAAGAAGCGGUUCGGAUACUGCUGAAGCAUUUGCGUCGUCGGCGCUACAAGGACGCGUUCGAGGCGCUGUCGCGGGAGAGCGGCGUGCGGCUCGAGGGCGCGGCGCAGGCGCGGCUGUGGAACGCGCUGGUGGAGCACGGGGACUACGAGCGCGCUGAGCAGAUAUUUGACGAGGCUGCUAAGGAUGGCGAACUGGACUGGUACAUGUCAUGGCAGCCCUACACGCCGGAAUGGCAGCAGCUUUGCGGCUGCUCUGCCGAAGUAGAGGAGCGCCUGUGUUGUGACGAGGCCACGCCCAUCCCGCCCAGCCGAAGGUCACAUCCCGCUGACCUGUCCUGUGCGGACAGAGACCCGAGACUUGACUUACCAGAGGUGGGCGUGAACGGGGCGGAGGCGCCGGAGUCUUGCUAUACGUCGUGCAGCAACUGCGGCAGCCGGCCGGGCCCGCGCGGCGGACACCAGCUAGUCGUCGACCCCACCUCAGGUACGCUCUACCUCUUCGGCGGCUGGAAUGGCAGCGAAGACCUGGACGACCUGUGGAGUUUCAACACGACGACAGAAAGAUGGACGCUGCUGUGUCGACACAGUGGCAUGGUCGGCGGCCCCACGCCUCGCUCGUGCCACAAGAUGGUGUUCGAUCCGGUUCACGAGAGACUUUACACUUUGGGAAGAUACUUGGACAACGCGCAACGGGUGCCCAGCAAUAUGAAUAGUGACCUAUACAUGUAUGACGUGAGCUCUGGCGCGUGGUCGCUAGUGUGCGGCGACACGGCGGCGGCGGGCGGCCCGCGCCUCGUGUUCGACCAUCAGAUGUGCCUCGACCCCGACACACAGACGAUAUACGUGUUUGGAGGCAGGGUGCUGCCCGCUAACACGGAGGAGCUGGCCAGCCCGCAGUACUCGGGCCUGUACGCGUACUACAUCGCGCGCAACACGUGGCAACUGUUGCUGCCGGACAAGCACGAGCUGCCGGCGCCGCAGCCGCGGGUCUCGCACUCUAUGCUGUUCCACCCGGUGCAGCGUCGCCUGUAUAUGUUUGCGGGGCAGCGCAACAAGGAGCAGCUGGUGGACCUGUGGUGGUGGGACUGCGAGCGAGGCGGCGGCGGCGCGCGCGCGCUGUGUGCGGCGCCCCCGCGCGCACCGCCACCACAGGGCUUCACGCAGCGCGCCACGCUCGACCCGGACACGGACGAGAUACAUGUUCUGUCGGGAAUGAGCAAAGAGAAGGACAAGCGGGUGUACAACACAUUAUGGGUGUUCUCUCUGCGGCGCAUGACGUGGACGUGUGUGUACAGAAACGACUGCAUUACGCCCAGCGAGCCGCGUCCGCGCUUCGCGCACCAACUCGUCUAUGAUCCCGUCAGAAAGAUCCACUAUCUAUUCGGGGGUAAUCCCGGCACAGCAGCCAACCCCCGGCUGCGGCUGGAUGAUUUCUGGUCGCUGAGGUUGCGCCGCGCGUCCGUACAGCGGGUGGUUGACUCCGCGCGCGCGGCGCUAAGGGAGGCGCGGUAUAGGGAGCUGGCCGCGUCGCCGCAACUAGCGCCUAGUGCGUUGCAGUACUUGAGGAAUGAUCUACGCGCUGUCACCGACCAUAGUGAUCCCCAGCAAGUGGAGCAUUUCCAGAAGUUGGCGACAGUGCUAUUUGCGGGCAGCGAGAAACCGGAGAGCAGUGCGCGCGCGCUGUCUGCGCGCCGCGUGCGAGCGUUGGCGCGGCGACGCGCGGCAUUGCGACAAAUGGCGCACUCUGGAGACAUGGCGCAAGCGCUCGCUGCGGUAUUAGGCGCGGAUGACACGUCAUUUGAGCCCACGGAACCGUUCGAGGAGUCGUCGUCGCCCACGCCCGACACGUGGGACGUGGGCAACGACGAGGACGACGCGCCCGACUCCACCGAGUGGGACGAGCGCAGCAACCGUAUGAAGUUAUACGAUCAGCUGUGUCAGUACUUCCGACCCUCCACCGUGCCGCCCGCUGCUGACGUCACAGACCUAGUGCACUUGUAGACUGAUUCGAUAACGGAUUUUCUGACUCAAGUGAUGACGUAAGCUCUAGAAAUGUAUUCUAUAGACCGUUCACUUUAUUUGUCCCCUGACGUUAUGUUGCCACCAUUGCAAAUCACACUUGAAAGUGGCAUUCUAUUAGCGUGAACACCGCCUUUAACUCUGUAACUAAAAAAUAUCACAACUAUAGUACUUGAAUUUUACAAAAGAAAGAUGUUAAGUAACUUCUCGUCAUUAUGCUAUAAUAUAAAAUUGUCAUAGCUCAAAUAAAUAUCUUAGGAUGUUAUUGAAAUAAAAUGAAUGUUCAAGAGUAGGGACUUUAUAAAACACUGUUCACGUAGAUCGGGCCCUGAUUCUGUACGUUUUUGACAUAUGGCAACUCGAUUUUAAUUAUUAUUAUUUAGGCCCCAUGUCAUUUUCUUUUUAUAAUAUUUUUGAGUUAUCGCCGAAAAACGUUGGAAUUAUUAAAAACUAAUGUUUUAAAAACGUAAACGUACGACGAAGGCUUUAAGAUUGUUUUGGUUUGUUUCUACACAGCAUUCCUUUUAAGAAACAUAAAUUUUUAAAAUUGCUGCGCCAAAAUUGCCAAAAAGUCAACUUAUUUUUUGCAGUUAAAGGGCGGCAGAAAUGCUAUCACCGCUGUCAACAUGAUGAUUUUGUAUGGGAAUGACAGAUUACGAAUGUUGGACGCAUAGAGAUUCGCUAACCGUGCAAGUUUAUAGAACCGUAGCUCGAUUCCGCAAAACCUGCAUCAAUCAUUAUUACAAUCGCAAUUGUUGUUAUUGGUUUUUAUGGUGUUCUUGUUGCAACAAUGCAUUGUAGCCAAUAGUGAGCGAGCGUCAAGUAAUCAGAGGUAAUUGCGAUCGAGACAUUGUAGCUGUCAUUCUACCGCAAUUGA
Molecule: messenger RNA, 3538 nt
Organism: Maniola jurtina (meadow brown)
Lineage: Eukaryota; Metazoa; Arthropoda; Insecta; Lepidoptera; Nymphalidae
Gene: muskelin
Product: muskelin
Exons: 14
Coding region: 139-2643 (834 amino acids)
Cellular component (GO): cytoplasm
Molecular function (GO): protein binding
Source: RefSeq, a predicted model, not a curated record